This is a messenger RNA of Cuculus canorus (common cuckoo), 5126 nucleotides long. It is a transcript of the gene DCUN1D4, whose product is annotated as defective in cullin neddylation 1 domain containing 4. The transcript is spliced from 12 exons. Gene Ontology annotation, cellular component: ubiquitin ligase complex. The record is from RefSeq and is a predicted model, not a curated record. The coding region runs from base 344 to 1042 and encodes 232 amino acids. Gene Ontology annotation, biological process: positive regulation of ubiquitin-protein transferase activity; protein neddylation. Gene Ontology annotation, molecular function: cullin family protein binding; ubiquitin-like protein binding; ubiquitin conjugating enzyme binding. Lineage: Eukaryota; Metazoa; Chordata; Aves; Cuculiformes; Cuculidae.
AAUUCUCACCUAUCAACACUGGCAAAUAUUCACAAGAUUUACCACACCCUCAAUAGGCUGAAUUUGACAGAGGACGUUGGUCAAGACGAUCACCAGACAGGCAUUUGGCUGAUGGUGGCCUAUUCAGCAGCCAUUUCGAGCCUCUACCUUGCAAAUGCUAGCUUCAAGUGUCAAAAAAACAGUGAGAACUAGGAGGGUUCUGCCAAUCUUGAGUUGAGACCCAGGAGUAAGAAACUUUGAAGAUAAUCACAUCAGAGAUGCUGCACUCGGAGAGAGACUUUCAAAGAUACGAAGAAUAGGUAGUCUCCGGUCUUGCAGUUCAUCAGACUGCUUUAGUAAAGUGAUGCCUCCAAGGAAAAAGAGGAGACCUGCAGCAGGAGAUGAUUUAUCUGCUAAGAAAAGUAGACAUGAUGGUAUGUAUAGAAAAUAUGAUUCGACUAGAAUAAAAGCAGAGGAAGAAGUCUUUUCAAGUAAGAGAUGCUUAGAAUGGUUCUAUGAAUACGCAGGCACUGAUGACAUUGUAGGGCCAGAAGGCAUGGAGAAAUUUUGUGAAGACAUUGGAGUUGAACCAGAAAAUGUAGUUAUGCUUGUACUAGCAUGGAAGUUGGAUGCACAAAACAUGGGCUACUUCACAUUACAAGAAUGGUUAAAAGGAAUGACAUCACUACAAUGUGAUACUACAGAAAAAUUGAGAAAUUCCUUGGAUUAUUUGAGAUCUUUAUUAAAUGAGCCUACCAAUUUUAAACUUAUUUAUAGAUAUGCAUUCGACUUUGCACGGGAAAAGGACCAGCGCAGCCUAGAUAUUAAUACUGCCAAGUGUAUGUUGGGCCUCCUCUUAGGAAAAACAUGGUCCCUUUUUCCAGUAUUUCACCAGUUUCUAGAGCAAUCAAAAUAUAAAGUUAUCAAUAAGGACCAAUGGUGUAAUGUUCUUGAAUUCAGCAGAACAAUCAACCUUGACCUCAGCAAUUAUGAUGAAGAUGGAGCCUGGCCAGUGUUGUUGGAUGAGUUUGUGGAAUGGUAUAAAGGAAAACAGAUGACAUAGGCGUUUAACUAUGCACAGCCACUCAAGAAUCACUGUUACCACAGUUAUGUCAACCAUUAGCCAAUAACUGCUAUUUGUAUCAAAGCGCAUGCUGCUUUCUUGCACUGCAUCCCUUUUGCAGGGAACUUUUGAUGUUUGCUAUUUAACAAGCUAGCUAUGCUUGCUGUGUAGCAUUGUUCUCUUUGAAGGCUGCUUUGCAUUUUGUAUUUACACUACGAAUUGGUGAACUUGCCAGCGUCUUCACUGUGAUAAUGUGUAUAUUGCUGUCUAAAUUUUGUAUAUGUGUAUAAAGAAACCCACUUCACCUAGGGAUUAUUUCUGCACAAAUGUAUUGUAAAAAUAAUUUUGUGGCGUAUUUUUAGUCAUCACUUACAUGUUUGUUGGAACUUUAGUUAUUUUGUUUUUCUUUUGGUCUCAAAUGUAGCAUUUCAGGAAAUGAAAUUAACAGACUGCUUGAACACAGUUAUGUGAAGAACUAUUAUCAAUUUUAAUGUUACUAUUUGAGAUGCCAUUUACUGAGGGGAGAAGACAUGCUGUGACUUUCAUCAUGGGAAUCCGCCAAACCUGACCUAUUGCUUAGUAGGAAUGAAACAUUGAUGUCUUAAAUAUAGAUAUAUAUAUAUAUACACACCUAUAAAUAUUAAAACACUGUAUUAGUUGUACAUGCCACAGAUGAUUUCCAUUUGAAGAAAAAAGUACUGACUUUUUAAUGUUAAAACUGCAGUGGUCAUUAUAGGUAUAAAUGAACAAAUUAAAAUACCUUUUAAAAAUGGGUUUUAGACUUUUGUAAAUUGCCUUUGGUGUUCUUUUUAAUUUUUGGUGUACCAAGAAUGUUUGGUUUAUAUUGCAGUCUAGUGAAACUGAAAGUUCUAGCUAAAAUUAGUGGCUUGGGGAAUAAAGUCUGCUCACUCCUAGCACGUAGAUAAUAUAGAUUUGGGUUUUUUUUGUUCACUUGUAACAUUGUUCUUUCCCAGGGUUUCUAACCUUGCAUUUCUAAGUAAUUAAAAUAUGAUAUCAAAUGGUCAAAACAUUACUUUUUCUUUCAUGCUGGGUAAUUGGAAUUUCCUAGAAGAACGUCCAUUGCAGCCAAUGGGCAUGUUAAACACCAGCAUUCCAGGACAGUACUUCUUAGUAGAGACCACUGCCUACUUGAUGCAUUUCUUUAUCUGAAUAGGACAGUUCUAGUGAUUAUUUUGGGGAAAAUGAGUGAAUGGAAUGAUGCUUAAGUUCUGUAAAUUUGUCACAUUUUCUUUACUUUACCCUUCUUUAUUAAGUAAUGUUAAUGUUGAUUUUUAUAAAUGAGGUCAUUGAAGUAUCCAGUGCUAUUAAACUCUGAUCCCUAAGGGUUUAUUAAAAUGUUCCAUAUUGAUUCACAGAGCAUUUGACAGAAGUGGGGCGGUGGAUGUUUUCUAACGAAGAAUAACAUUACUUUCCUGUAGAAAUGUUUUACAGUGUAGUGGCAGGUUUGAUUUUUCUGUAGAAUGCCAUGUAGGGCAAGGAGGAGAAAGCAUUUUAGGUUGAAUGUGAAAUUUUUCUUUGUAUUGAAGGUCCUAUUCUGCCUUCACUUAAGUCAGGUACAACCGUUAAUAACUUGACUACAUUCACAAUUAAGCCUAGUUUAGCAAAAGCACGUUUGUUUGCUGCCCUGGACCAGGAGGUUGUGAUUGUGUUGCUACAGGUAGUCAGUUUGUCUUCAUAUCUGGUUGUUGUUGAUUUUUGUUUGUCAAACUCGGCUGCCAAAGAGAAAAAUGGUUUCUGUGUGUUUGUGUAUAUUUGUGUAUGGACCUAUACAAUACGAACGCAUAUACAAAACCUAGAAUUUCAUCAUGCUAGAAAAUACUACCUUUCCCCAUGAAAUAGUCAGGUUUGGAUCUCCAUGACACUAAAUAAUAGCACUCUUUAAUAGUGGUAAAACAUACAUAGUCAUUGCUUUUUCAUGUACUUAUACGCAUAACCUUAACUCCAUAUUUCAUGCCAGUUUGCACAAGAAAUUAAUUCAGUGGAGUGUGGUAUUUAAUGUUUACAAUAAGCUCCUUACUAAAUCACACAUGUUUUGUUAAGACUUAAGAUAUAAAUGUGUAUAUUACCAUAAUAUAACCAUAAGGAAAUAUCAGUGGAGCUGCUGCUUUAGUUCUUGAUAGAAUGAACUUAGAAGCAAUGUAACUUUAAGCAUUAGGCUAAAUUGUGCUUGCUAAGAUUUUAAGUGAAAUACUGUAAGUGUUCUUAAGUGUUAGGCUAGUUACUGAUUCUAGAAAACCGUUUAGCACAAAUCGGAAUGGAUACUGCAACAAAUACAGGGUUUACAUAAAGGGUUUUGUAGGUCACAAAUAAUUUGCCUUCCAGUAAUGGAAGCAGGAGCCAAAGACACUCUUAAUCUAUUACGGUUGUAGAUGUAGCUUUCAUAUAACAGGGUCAGCAGAAAUCUGUUCAUUCAUCCAAGUGUUCUUCUUCCAAGUUUUGCUAACAUUUAGCAGAAUAACAGAAUUUAAUUAAAAGUAAAGAAAACAGAGGAGAAGAAAUCUCAGAAAGUACUCACGCUGUAUGAGUAAACUAACUCCUCAUUUUUUACUUUAGAUAAAAGUAAACAGGAGUGGUGGAAAGGAAGAAUGUGUUUGGAAAUUAGUCCAGGAUGAGUCUGUAGUCUUCAGCUUCAUAAAAUAAACCCCAAAUUCAGUUGCAGCUAGUAGAUAGCUUUACUGACAUCUAUAGAGAACAAAUGGACUGAAAUGGACUGUAUGGCUUGAUAAGCUUCCCUGUGCUAUUGAUCCUUCUAUUUUAGAUAGAUAUGCUGAUAGACAGAGGAUCCUAACAUGCUAGCUCUUGUAUUUUGGAGAAACUUUUUUUUUUUUUAAAUAAUUACAGAAACUUAGCUAAGCUAUUGUGUUUACUUUGUAUUUAAUACAAGUUUGGUGCUUGUUUUUUUGCUUUCAUGCCAUCAUACCGCUGAUGUAGGAUGUUUUUUUCUUUUUGAAAAGUAAUGUACAGAAUAUGCUGACUUCUUGGACAAGACACUGAGAGGUCAUUCUGGCAGAAGCUUUGCAGGUCUUAGACUAAUCUUUCUGGUGUACUGUUACUGUCCUUAUAGCAGAAACUGGAUGAUCUAUGCACAAUUCAUGCUUGUAUUCAGUAGAUGUAGAGUGGAAAGCCAGUUAGUGAAAGGAAAAGAGCAUCCAGAGACUAUAGCAGUGGACACUGAAAAACAUUUGGGGUGACUUAUUAGAAUAACUGCAGACAAUACUAGUAACAGAAAGUUCCACAAAUUACAAGUCAUUCUACUGCAAUAUAAUGUUAAGUAUUUAAAAUAUUAAUAUAAUUCUAUUACUGUUAUUUUUUUCACUUCUUCAAUUUUCAAGGAAGGCAAGCUGAAGAUGGAAUUGAUUGGAAUCUUUUAUGUACUUGAGUUUUCAUUUAAAACCUGUUUAAGAUUGUCUUUAAGCUACAAUAAAUAUUUGGGUCACCUUUGUGUAGCCUUUUUAAAUAUUCAUAGAGAACUGGAGACUUAUCCCGUUUUACCACAACUACCUGCGUUUUAUUUCAUCACAAACAUGUUCACACAAUCAAAAUUGGUUGUAGCUCAUUGAUAAUUGGUUAAUGUCCCAAAGUUGUUUUUUUGGAGUGCAAGAAGUGGACUUAAGUUAUAUUAAAAUUUGCACAGAUUUCUGGUGACCCUUGGUCACAAGUCUAACAAAUUGUUUUAUACUCUUAGAAUUCAUAUAGACAACUUUAAACGUUAGCUUGUGCCGUGGUUUUAAUUACAGCUGCUAAAAUACCUCUUUCUAGGCCUUAGAUUUUUGUGCUUUCGUAUUGCUGUAAAAGUGUACAGAAUCCAUCCACCAACUAGAUAGUGUGUUGUCUGAAACUGAGACCAAAACUUGGCUUGAUAAUUAUUUUUGUUUGGCUUUAUUUUUAUUUUUUCCCCUUUCUGUGUGUUUGAGAGUAUGUGUGUUGACAAAAAUAGUAUCUACUGACACUGCUGUUGCAGGAACAGCAGUUAACCUGUAACUGUGAAUCCUUUAUGUCUUAGUUAUUAGGAUAUUAACAUACAUAAGGUUUGCUAAACUCCCGUGAUUUCUGACCUUAUGAG